Pseudozyma hubeiensis SY62 is the source of this 1701-nucleotide messenger RNA. RefSeq lists its product as hypothetical. Bases 1 to 1701 code for a protein of 566 amino acids. The record is from RefSeq and is a predicted model, not a curated record. Gene Ontology annotation, molecular function: oxidoreductase activity. The transcript has a single exon. Lineage: Eukaryota; Fungi; Basidiomycota; Ustilaginomycetes; Ustilaginales; Ustilaginaceae.
AUGAAGAUCGCAGUAGUAGGAGGCGGCGUAUCGGGUUUAUCGUCGGUAUGGGCGUUGAACGAGUACUCGUCGCACGAGGUGCAUCUGUUCGAACCCUCCGCGUGGAUCGGUGGACAUGCCAAUACGGUCACCUUCACCUCGCCCAAGUCGGCGUCUCCUGAUUCGGCGGAAGCUACACCGGUGGAUAUGGGGUUCAUCGUGUUCAACCGGGUGACGUAUCCGAACUUCUUGCGGUUUGUAAAGCUCGUUGGGGUGGAGAUCCUGGACAGCGACAUGUCGUUUAGCGUCACACGGUGGUUGCAGGGAUAUGGAGGGUUCGAGUGGGCUGGUGGUUCCCCGCAAGCUCUGUUUUGUCAAACGAGCAAUCUGCUCAACCCAGGUCAUUGGAGGAUGGUGUGGGACAUCGUACGGUUCAACCAACAAUCGGUCGACUACCUGCGGGAAUCUCGCUCCAACCCGUCGGACGCUGCGGAGAUCUCGAUAGGAGAAUGGUUGGACGCAAGAGGAUACUCCUCCUCCUUUCGACGGAACUACCUCAUCCCGAUGACGGCUAGCAUCUGGUCCACCGCCCCGGAUACAGCGUUAUCCUCCUUCCCCGCUCUCACCCUGUUGCGCUUCAUGCACAACCACCACCUUCUGCAGAUACUCGACAGACCCCAGUGGCUGACCAUCAAGAACGGGUCCAAGUCGUACGUCGAUCGCAUCCUCUCCAAGUUGCCCGAGGAACGGUUGCACCAGGGAAAACAGACGGGUUGUGUCACGGCAGCGUGGAUCGAUGGGAGGAAUGCAAAGUGGACGAUCAAGACGGCCGAUGGCGUCAAGCAUACCGGUUGGGACCGAGUGAUCUUCGCCUGCCAUGCGGACGACACGCUCAAGAUGCUCGUCGAAGGCGAGGCGGAGGGGUUGAGUCUGGGUCGAGAGGUGAUGGAGACGCUAGCUCGGUUCGAGUUCAGCGAGAACCAAGCUGUGCUGCAUGCGGAUACGAGGUUGAUGCCCAAGAGGAGGCAGGCUUGGAGUGCGUGGAACUUCCUCGCCGAAUCCGUCUCCUCCAGCAAAGAGAUCGGUGUCGAUGGCAAGCAGAUCAAGGAUGCUGGGGGAGAAGACGUCGAUCGAGUAUCCCUCACCUACUGGAUGAACCUGCUGCAGUCGCUUCCCGAAAGAACCUACGGGCCCGUCCUCGUCACACUCAACCCGACCACCGACCCAUCCUCCCCCUACACCCCCCGCCCCGACCUCGUCCUCCGCCGUCACUCCUACACCCACCCGCUCUACACCCCCGACUCCAUCCUCGCCCAAUCCCACCUCCGCACACUCCAAGGCACCCGCGGCGCAUCCUUCGCCGGCGCCUGGACCAACUACGGCUUCCACGAAGACGGCUUCACCUCCGGCCUCCGCGCUGCCGAAGCCAUCGACGGCGUCUACCUGCCCUUCGACGUCAAGGACGCCGAGAGGGAGGUCCCCAAGAGCAAACAGUUGGCGUGCAAGCUGGUGGAAGCCGUGGACGAGUACGGCAAAGCGUGGGUGGUGAGCCGGUCGGUGGGCGUGGUGUGGGUGCUGCUGGUGCAUGUGCUGGCGGUGCUCGAGGUGGUAUUGGUCGUGGUCGGCGGUAGGAAGGAGUGGAGCGAUGGGGUCAGGACCGUCAAGGGUCACUUUGCAGAGUCGCUCGGGACAGACAACAAGAAGAGGAUCAAGUCGACUUGA